Prunus avium (sweet cherry) is the source of this 1509-nucleotide messenger RNA. Its product is annotated as protein FEZ-like. Gene Ontology annotation, biological process: regulation of DNA-templated transcription. Lineage: Eukaryota; Viridiplantae; Streptophyta; Magnoliopsida; Rosales; Rosaceae. Gene Ontology annotation, molecular function: DNA binding. The record is from RefSeq and is a predicted model, not a curated record.
UCCUCCAUAGUCACCCUGAAAGGGCGGCCGAAGCUUCGGAACCAGACCCCUUCUCAGGUGGCACAUGAGAUGAUAGCUUUGGAUGCAGUGCACUAAAUAUUACUGUGAGCUCAUUCUGAAGAACCAGACCAGCUUCAAAGCUUAAGCUUAGAAAUCUUUCUAGAGAUCAUUUCUCAAGGGUCUGGUUUCGUUUCCGAAAUACUUUUAAGCAUCCCAAACUGUCUUUUGCACCUUUAGAGAAGGAAGAGAAAUAUGGAUGAGAAGAAUGACAUGGACAAGAUUGAUGAUGUGAUGUUGCCUGGCUUUCGUUUUCAUCCCACUGAUGAGGAGCUUGUUGGGUUUUACCUCAGGAGAAAAAUUCAGCAGAGGCUUCUCCCCAUUGAGUUGAUUAAGCAAGUUGACAUUUACAAAUAUGAUCCCUGGGAUCUUCCAAAGCUGGCAAGUACUGGGGAGAAAGAAUGGUACUUCUACUGCCCAAGAGACAGGAAAUACAGGAACAGUGCUAGGCCUAAUCGAGUCACAGGAGCUGGGUUUUGGAAAGCAACUGGAACAGACAGGCCUAUUUAUUCUUCUGAAGGCUCCAAGUGCAUAGGUUUGAAGAAGUCCCUUGUGUUCUACAGAGGCAGAGCUGCUAAGGGGAUCAAAACUGACUGGAUGAUGCAUGAAUUUCGGUUACCUUCUCUCUCAGAGUCGGCACCACCACCAAAAAAGCUCUUGGAUAAAAGCCUUCCUGCAAAUGAUGCAUGGGCAAUUUGUAGGAUUUUCAAGAAGACAAACUCCAUGGCACAGAGAGCUCUUUCUCACUCCUGGGGGUCUCCAUUCCCGGAACCUACAGCAGCAUCUGGUUUACUCAAUCAAGGUGCACACUGCACUCAGUUCAGCUCAGAGAACAUGUCGUGCACAACUGACAUAGGAUCAUCCAUCCAGUUUUGGAGCAACAAUGACUUGCAACAAGCUUCUAAUGCCAGCUACUCUGCCUUUGACACUCUCCCUUAUAAACCCAUCAAUCCCACAGGAUCCAAACCCUCCAUAUUUGAUGCAGAUCAAUUUCCCAAUGGCUUCAUGUUCUCUCCAGUGGAAAUGUCAGUGCCCAUCAGCCCUGCCUUAAUUGGUGAUUUGAGUAACACAACUGGAAGCAUAGACUUUGAUGGUUCACAACAGCAACAGUUCAGCGGCUUUUCGAUCAAUUUGUCACAGAAUCAGAUGCAGGGAAACAUGGAAACAGGAGAAAAUGAAGCGGGCUUCAGGAAGAACUUAAGUAGUAGCACAAGCCAUGCUAACAAUAAUAAUAAUAAUGGCCAGUGGGGAAGCAUCAGAACAAUUGCAUUUCCCUUCAGUUUGGCUUCAGAUGAUGAUGCUUGGAAGCCUACUCUGCCAUCAGAUUCACCACCUUGUCCAAGUGACAUGUCCACUAGCUAUUCUACAAACAAAUGCUACACUUGAUUGAAUUCAUUUAUAUUCUUCUAGCUGGUAUCAAAAUCAUACUCUGUUUAGUGUGUCACUGUACAG